This is a messenger RNA of Diachasma alloeum, 3942 nucleotides long. RefSeq names its product kelch-like protein diablo (gene dbo). Lineage: Eukaryota; Metazoa; Arthropoda; Insecta; Hymenoptera; Braconidae. The coding region runs from base 405 to 2270 and encodes 621 amino acids. Gene Ontology annotation, molecular function: protein binding. The transcript is spliced from 5 exons. The record is from RefSeq and is a predicted model, not a curated record.
UGUGCGUGCGUUGGUUGACCCAACCGAUGCGCCAGAUAAUAAUUGUCAAAAAUGAUUAUUACAAUCGUGUAUGUGUGAUUAAAAUCAAUCAAAUGCAUUAGCCAAGUGUCCUCAAAACACUCUCCCAAGUGUGUUCACUCUCCAUUUGUGCCAUUUCAACAUAAUAAAUCACGAGAAUAUUUCCACUCAACGAUUCAUAACUGAAAUUCCAGAAAGGAUUUUCACGUAAAAACGAUUCAUUUACCCAAGCAUAAAAAAAAACGAGUGCUGCGUGAUCACAGCGAUGUUGUGUAAAGGUGGAACGAAUUAAAUCCUCACGAGUGAAUCAUAAGUUCGAGGGGUAAUAGUGUGACCCUAUUUUUCACCUGGUUGUACCGAAAAUCAUCAAAGAUCGGUCCUGGUGAAUGGUGUUGCAGAUAGACUCGGUGUGGGGUUGGGCGUCACCCCCGCUGCGCCUACAGCUAGCCGGGGGGAGCCGAGGCGCCUCGGGGAGCACGGCUGGCCAAGCAUCCUCGAGCCAGAGGAUGGGCGAGAUGGUGGUUGAGCGAGCACCAUCACCAGCACGCCUCAGUCAUACCUCCGAGAAGCAUCCUCGUGCUACCCUCACUGAGCUCAAUGUACUAAGACGUCAUCGAGAGUUGUGCGACGUUGUACUCAAUGUCGGUACCAGGAAGAUAUUUGCGCAUCGGGUUAUACUGUCGGCAUGCAGUCCUUACUUCAGAGCGAUGUUCACGGGGGAGUUGGCGGAGUCUCGCCAGACCGAAGUAACGAUCCGCGACAUCGACGAAGUAGCAAUGGAGCUGCUGAUAGACUUCUGCUACACCUCCCACAUAAUAGUGGAAGAGGCAAACGUCCAAACCCUCCUCCCAGCGGCUUGCCUCCUGCAGUUGGCCGAGAUUCAGGACAUCUGCUGUGAGUUUUUGAAACGCCAAUUGGACCCCUCAAACUGUCUGGGAAUUCGGGCAUUUGCCGACACCCACUCAUGCCGAGAGCUCUUGAGAAUAGCUGACAAAUUUACACAGCACAAUUUCCAAGAGGUCAUGGAGAGCGAGGAGUUCCUUCUACUGCCAGUCGGCCAACUAGUCGAUAUAAUAUCAUCCGAUGAGUUGAACGUUAGAACUGAGGAGCAGGUGUUCAGUGCUGUGAUGAAUUGGGUGAAGUACAAUGUUACAGAGAGACGUCAGCAUCUGGCGCAGGUGCUUCAGCACGUGCGUCUGCCUCUGCUAUCGCCAAAAUUUCUCGUAGGGACUGUCGGCUCGGAUCUGCUGGUGCGAUCUGACGACGCAUGCAGGGAUCUGGUCGACGAGGCCAAGAACUACCUUCUCCUGCCGCAGGAGAGGCCCCUGAUGCAGGGGCCCAGGACCAGACCUAGAAAGCCUACUCGAAGGGGCGAAGUCCUCUUCGCAGUGGGCGGCUGGUGCUCUGGUGAUGCCAUUGCCUCUGUCGAGAGGUUCGAUCCCAAUACGGCUGACUGGAAGAUGGUCGCACCCAUGAGCAAGAGGAGGUGUGGAGUUGGGGUUGCUGUUCUCAAUGAUCUGCUUUAUGCCGUUGGGGGACAUGACGGACAGAGCUAUCUCAAUAGUAUUGAACGAUAUGAUCCGCAGACUAAUCAGUGGUCGUGCGAUGUGGCGCCCACUACCUCUUGUAGGACUAGUGUUGGGGUCGCUGUGCUGGAUGGCUUUCUCUACGCUGUGGGGGGACAGGAUGGCGUGCAGUGUCUCAAUCAUGUCGAGAGAUAUGACCCAAAGGAGAACAAAUGGUCUAAAGUAUCUCCAAUGACUACACGACGACUCGGGGUCGCUGUGGCAGUACUUGGGGGAUAUCUGUAUGCCAUUGGAGGCUCUGAUGGCACCUCACCAUUGAAUACCGUUGAGCGAUACGAUCCCAGGCAGAAUAAGUGGUCCCAAGUGUCGCCCAUGUCGACCAGACGGAAACACCUCGGCUGCGCUGUCUUUAAUAAUCUGAUUUAUGCGGUCGGGGGCAGAGACGACUGCAUGGAGUUGUCCAGUGCUGAGAGGUACAAUCCUCACACGAAUUCGUGGAGUCCUAUUGUGGCUAUGACUUCAAGAAGAAGUGGAGUUGGCCUGGCCGUGGUGAACGGUCAACUCUACGCAGUCGGCGGUUUUGACGGUACAGCAUAUCUGAAAACCAUCGAAGUUUACGAUCCUGAGCAGAACCAGUGGCGUCUGUGUGGCUGCAUGAACUACAGACGAUUGGGUGGUGGUGUUGGUGUGAUGAGGGCACCACAGACUGAAAACUACAUUUGGUAGCUCAGGCCCCCCUCUUCGGCCACAACGGCUGAAACACCAUCAACACCGGUAACACCAGUUACACCAGUAACACCGCCAGCACCACUUUCCGUUCCUAUCGCAUCGACCAAUACUAGAAAACGAUAUCGACGCUCCAUGAGCAUCAUAUGAACGCUUGUCUCAUUUUUUUUUCAUUGUCAUUGUUUUGGGGUUGUUCUAGAGGAGAUGCUAGCGUUAAUACUGCCUUAAGUAAUUUUCUUCAGGAUUUUUUGUUGUUUUUUUUUGGGAGUGAAUGACGUUUUUUUCGAUGGAUGCGGAAGUGAAUCGUAAAACAUGCGUCGAAUUGUUUUUUUUUUUUUAAACAAUGUUGGGAAAGCUUUUUUUACAUGAGAAAACUUCCGAAAAAAAGGUCUGAGGACAUCAUUUAUUUUCGGCAAAAUGUGGGAAAUUCACUCUUUACCACUUCACUACUGAAUCAAUUAGAUAAUUUUUCGAUUUGUUUUUCCUUCAUGUGAUUCUGUAUAUAAUUGUCGUUAGUGAUUAUUUAAAUUCGGUCCAAGACUGAUGUAAGACAUUGAGAACGCCUAAUUUAUAAGAAACAAAUGAUUUACCCUGCGCAGCUCUAGGAAAAUAUUAUUUCCAUUCCAUUCUCACAUGAUAGCGAGAAUAUAAACUUUUUGAUGGAGAACAUUCAUGAAAUUAUCUCCACUGAAGCAUUUAUCGAAUGAUGCGGAAAUAGAACUGAACGAAAUCAACGAUUUUUACUUUGAUUUUUCAACGAAAGGGGAUCGAUAUCUAAAAUAUAAAUUGAGAGUUGUGUUUUUGAAAAAGGAAAUGAAUUGAAAAAAAAAGCUUUUUAUGGUCGUCAGUGAACGUGCACGUCCGCUUUUGUUGUUGAGAUGAAGGAUAAUAAUUUACUUAGUAAUUAAUGAUCUGAAGACAAUUAACAAAGAUCGAGAAUAAUCAAGUUUUCAUUAUGAAAAAUUGAAAGUAAAAACUUUUAAAUCAGGGGGAGAGCCAGAAUGGUCCACCCUAGAUGUUCAAUAACUGAAGAUUGGCCGGACGAAAUGGGACGAAUGAGGUGGCACUUUGAAGAUGUUUUUUCAAACAUCAAAAUGAGGGCUCAUUCGUUCGAUUCAGAUCACUCGUGCAGGUGAUAUUGAAGAUUUAAGGAGGGCAUCUUGCUCCAGUCUCGCCUAAUUACUCAAACUCAAAGGUUGCACUGUUAACAAUUAAUGAAGAAAGAAUUCAUUUGAUGAAAAAAUUAAAAAUCAUGUAAUAUUUUAAGAUGCACGUCUUCUAGUUGAAUUUUGAAACUAAUCAGUCGUUUAUGAUAUUUUGAUUGUAAACAAUUAGCCAAUUAUGUUCGCCAAAAAUAUGAAAAAUUCUUCCCACGGAUGAAAGAGUUCUUUUUUACACUCGAGAUUAAUGGAUAAUCGAGUCCUUCCAAUGCCUUUCGAUGAAUUAAGGAUCAUGAUAUAUUAUUUAUAUUUUUCUCUCUAAUCUUUACUAAUUUAUUCAAAAUGGAAAUAUAAAAAUCGUUACUCUCGUUUUCGAGUUAUUUCGGUACUAAGUUGAACGUGUACAAUGUAAAUGACUAAUUCAUCAUGUAUAUAUUGAAAUCUGUGAAAAUAUGAGGGCAAAAAAACAGAAAAUGUUGAAGGAGAAAAUAUAUUGUUAAAAAUCCAAGGAA